Penicillium malachiteum is the source of this 327-nucleotide messenger RNA. RefSeq lists its product as uncharacterized. The transcript has 2 exons. NCBI's taxonomy places the organism in Eukaryota, Fungi, Ascomycota, Eurotiomycetes, Eurotiales, Aspergillaceae. The record is from RefSeq and is a predicted model, not a curated record. Bases 1 to 327 code for a protein of 108 amino acids.
AUGCAGGCCGACUCUGAGCUUCGCGAGCGACUAGAACAAAUUUCUGGCGACGGAGGAGCAGCAGGAAUCGAAUAUGAAGAUGGCAAGCCGACUGCCAUGAAGCGUAGCGUGCGAAACAACAUGUUCCGACUAAAGAAGCUUCAGAACAAUCCAAUGCAAAGAAGAUAUGGCUGGUCGCUGAAUCCGGUUGGCAAAUCUACACGUCGAGCGAAGGAUCUACAGAUCCUCGAACUUGCGGAGCUGCCACGCGUCAUUAUCCAACGACAUUCCGAAGAUGCUGAGCAUUCCUCGUUACGCUACCUUGAUGGAGCCGCGCAAGCGACAUGA